GUCUAGAAAAUCACAGUCAGAUUCGAGCGGAUGAUGUACAAGGACUUGAUUCUUUUGGUAUCUUGCUCACCAAGUGCAGGAACGCUCUGAGUAGUUGCGGCACACACGAGACUCUUCGCGACCCCAGGACACUGAGAACAAUCGUGGGGAAGCUCCCUGGGCUACUGAUCAACAAAUGGAGACACAAAGUUGAUGACAUCGAAGAGAUUGGAGGUCGAGAAGCGAACUUUGACGAUUUGGUCGCGUUUGUAACAAAGGAAGCGAGAGUUGCGUCUAACCCCACAUACGGUAGGGACAUGUUUGGCGGGAACCCCAUGAGUAGGACACCGGUGACACGAACGAGUCCACGGAUGAGCUCUGGUCGAGCAGUGGUAACGGCGACUCAUGUCACGCCGCGUCCCGAGGAGAGCCACUGCGUAUUUUGUAACCGACGAGGUCAUGAUGUGUGUGAGUGUGAGAGUCUCUCCGCAGUCACGAGUCAACAGAAGCAAAACUUCGUCCGGGAGAAGGCUCUGUGCUGGAGCUGUCUGAAGCAAGGACAUCGAAGUCGCGACUGCAGGCGAAGAGCGUCGUGCAGGACAUGUGGAAGGCGACAUCCAACCUCACUACACUGGGAACGAUCUGAACAGUACGUGCGGCAAUAUCAGCAACAGAGUGGACAGCACCCGGAUCGAGACGACACUCAGCAUCAAAGGGAGGAACAACAGCCACGAGAAGGACAACAGGGCCGUCAGCAUGACCAAUCACAUGUUGUCCAACAUCAGCAUGGACGUGGACAUGAGCUGAAUCACACCCAGCAGCAGCAACGAGAGGGGCCUACCGACGCCGCCAGAGUAACAACAUGUCAAACAGCGGGUGAGUCUGAGGCUAGCAAGCCAGUUCUCCCUGUUGUGCCUGUUGUUGUUCGUGUUGGUACGAGUACGUGUCAAACAUACGCUUUUCUCGAUAGCGGCUCGACACAUUCCUUCAUCUCCUCAGCGUUGAUCAAAGAGCUCAACAUUGACAACAUGCCACGCAAACAGCUUUCACUGACGACAGUCGACAGAAGCACGAAGGUGGAAACACAUGUAGUAGAGGGAGUAACGGUUUCGGACCUACGUGGGCGGCACGCGCUCCGGCUGCCUCCGCUGUUCGAAUUGGAGCGUAUCCCGGUGGACCCAGAGGAGUUCCCCAGCCACCAGCUCGAUGUCAGUAGGUGGGAACAUCUCACAGGAGUAGAAUUCGAGCAGGCAGACGCCACAUGCGUUGGACUUCUCCUCGGCGCCAACGCGUUUCUCAGCAUGGAGCCGCUGCAAGUGAUACCCAGUCGCAACGGAAGCCCGUAUGCUGUGCGCACGAGGUUCGGCUGGAUCCUGAGUGGGGUGACGUCUUCCUCAGCCACAGACAGCGGAACAAAGGUCUACAGAACGUCGGUGAAUGACAUCGAAGAUAUGAUACAAGGAAUGUAUGAUCGGGAAUACGAAGAGAACCUCAACUCAAUGAAGAGAGGCCUGUCUGAGGAGGACAAGAAGUGGCUCACGGUGAUGGAGGCGUCCAAGAAAGUUGACAGAGGACACUACCAGUUCAGCAUUCCGUUGAAGGAUGAAGACGUCGUACUGCCGAACAACCGCGUCCUGGCAGAGAGAAGACUGACGAGUCUAGGUCGCCGAAUGAAGAACGAUGUUGAGUUCGCUGAGCAGUACCGAGAUUCUGUGGAAGAAAUGAUCGACAAGGGAUACGCUGAGCCCGUACCAGUAGCAGACAUUCAUCGUGACGACGGCAGAGUGAACUACUUGGCGCACCAUGGAGUGCGCCACGCGUCAAAGAACCGCAUCCGCGUCGUCUAUGACUGUGCUAUGAAGUACGGCGGUGUCAGUCUGAAUGACUGCUUACUGCAAGGCCCCGACAUGACGAACUCGCUACUCGAUGUCCUGAUGCGCUUCAGGAUGGAACGAGUCGCCUUCAUGGCUGACGUGGAAAGUAUGUUCAACCAGGUUCGGGUGCCAGAGUCUGAGCGCGAUCUCCUCAGAUUUCUGUGGUGGAGAGACGGGCGCCCCGACUCUGGUGUGGUAGAGUAUCGGAUGACUGUCCAUAUCUUCGGAGCGAAGUCUUCGCCAAGUGUGGCGUGCUACGCCUUGAGAGAGACGGCGACGGACUUCGCAGAAGAGGUAUCACCUGAAGCAGUGAAGACUGUAAACAGCAACUUCUACGUCGAUGAUGUGUUGAAGAGCACUGACGACGCUGACAUGGCCAUCUCGUUGGCUCACGACCUGAAGACGCUGCUGGAGAAAGGUGGGUUCAGUCUCAAGAAGUUCACCAGCAACAGCUCGGCGUUUAUGUCCUCGAUCCAGACAGGCGACAGGUCAAAGGUGAUGCAGACAUGUACAGGAGUCGGUGAAAGUCUACCAGAAGAGCGCGCCCUGGGCGUAGUCUGGGAUACAGAGAACGAUCUGCUGAGGGUAUCUGUCAACGCGACCAGUCUGCGGGCGAAGCCGUUGACCCGCAGAGGCAUCCUUUCAGCAGUGAGUUCUAUUUACGACCCGCUCGGUCUCGUUUCGCCAACGAUAAUCUGUGGCAGGAAGAUCCUACAAGAUCUCUGCAGGACGAGAGAAAUCUGGGACAAGGAGAUUCCAGCUCAACAGCGCAGCGACUGGAUGAAAUGGCUAUCUCAUCUGGAUGCUACUCAAGAUCUGUGUGUCCCACGGCAUCUGAAGCCAGCUGAAUUCGGUGGAAUGGCGACGCUCCAGAUGCAUCAUUUCAGCGACGCUAGUGAGUGGGCGUAUGGUACAGUCACCUAUGCUCGCUUCACUGACCAGCAGGGAGAUGUCCAUGUCGCUUUCGUGAAAGGUACAUCACAUCUGGCUCCACUGAAGAAAAUAACGAUUCCUCGUCUGGAGUUGAUGGCUGGAGUGACGGCGGUACGUGUUCGGUUGCUGAUAGAGGACGCGAUGGAGCUCGGUUCGGAGACAGAACAUUUCUUCUGGACGGAUAGUACUACCGUUCUCGCAUACGUGCAGAACACUGCGACUAGAUUCCACACGUUUGUCAGCAACAGGUUGGCGAUCAUUCACGAUGGAUCAAAGACUGAGAACUGGAGGUUCGUGAGAGGUGAAGAAAACCCGGCCGAUGACAGUUCACGAGGUGUUCAGAGUGAGAGGUGGCUUUCUGGACCGGCCUUUCUUCGGCUUCCAGAGGAGCAGUGGCCCAUGAUGCCUCCAACCAAGGUGAAGAUAGCGGAAGAAGACCCUGAAGUGAAGAAGGUGAAGGUCUGUGCAAUGAAGGUGUCAGAAGAGAAGAUGAAGGAUCCAAUCGAAGUGCUCAUUCGUCAUUACAGUAAGAAGCAGGCUCUUCUAAGGGCAGUGGCUUGGCUGCUGAAGGUGAAGAAGAGAUUGCAGGAAAGAGCGACAAAAUCGCAGGGUCGAAAAACGGAGCGUCCAUCUCGACUCCAGCUGAUAGAUCUCGAAGAAGCAGAGAACUGUGUCGUUAGGUGGGUACAGGAGCAGAGUUUCCCUGAUGAGCUGGAGACACUCCGCAAUGGGAAGGAAGUGAAGGGAGCUCUCAGUAAGCUGAAUCCAUUCCUGAGUGAUGGGAUCCUCCGAGUUGGCGGACGUUUGAAGAAUGCUGAUGUCACCCUGGACCAGAAGCACCCAAUUGUACUCCCGGAUUGCUAUUUCGCCGAACUAACUGUUCAACAGGUGCAUGAGAAGGUCGGACACUCUGGACGUCAACAUGUGUUAGCUGAGAUACGGAGACGUUUCUGGAUCGUGAAAGGGAACUCGAUCGUCAGACGAGUGAUUGGACGUUGCCUCGGAUGCCGCCGACGACAUCGCCCACCAGAAUCUCAGAAGAUGGCGGACCUGCCGAGUGACAGAGUCACAGCGGAAGAACCUGUAUUCACUCGAACCGGAGUCGACUAUUUCGGACCGUUUUUUGUCCGACAAGGACGGAAGCAGGUGAAGAGGUACGGAGUCGUUUUUACUUGUUUGGCGGUGAGGGCCGUCCACAUCGAGGUCGCCGAAAAUUUGUCAGGAGAUUCAUUCCUGUGCGCCUUACGUAGAUUCGUCGCACGGAGAGGUCACGUCAAGGUGCUCAGAUCAGACAAGGGGACAAAUUUUGUUGGUGCCAGUCGCGAGCUUCGAGAGGAGUUGGAGAAACUGCGAAGCAAUGAAGAUGUGCUGCAUCGUACGCUGUUGAAUCAAGGAGUAGAAUGGAAAUUCAACACAGCCGCAGCGUCCCACCACGGAGGUGUCUGGGAACGACAGAUACGCUCAAUCCGAAGAAUCCUGGGAUCAUUGCUGGACUCGCAGACGUUCACGGAAGAAACUCUGUUGACUCUAUUGUGUGAAGUAGAGGCAAUAUUGAACAGUCGGCCACUCACCCCAGUAUCCUUAGAUCCGGUUGAUCACGAGCCACUCACUCCCAACCAUUUGCUGAUUGGUACCGGCAGCGUGGUGAUGCCGUUCGGGGUAGUAGGCCAGAGUGACUCAGAUAGUGUCAAACGUUGGAAGCAGGCGAGGUAUCUCGCGAAUCUGUUCUGGAAGCGGUGGCGAGCAGAAUACUUACCGUUGUUACAGGAACGACCGUAUAGGGUGACAAGGAAAAUGACUAACCUUGUUGUAGGAGACGCGGUUCUAGUUGUUGAUGAUGCUGUGCCGCGAGGCCAGUGGCCAUUAGGAGUAGUGGAGCGAGUACGAGUCGGAGCAGACGGAUUAGUGCGCUCGGUAGAGAUUAAGACCAGAGGCGUCACGCUUCAGCGACCGGUGACUAAGCUGAUUAAGCUGUAGGCGAGAUCGUGUACUCUGUAUGGAAGAUGUUCCUGUGCGUCAUGUUCGUGUCGUAGACUAAGGUUGAAGCCAUGUAUUGCGUGGUGGCUUCAAGGGGGCGGGUGUAUUUGCCCUCUAGCUAUAGCAGCAGUCUAGCGCCGGCAGUCACGCUAUAGCAGCGGUUUAGCGUUCGAUCGUCGCGACAUCUAUAUUAGUUAAGCGCCGAUAUUCACGCUAUAGCAGCAGUUUGGCGUUCGAUCUUCGCGACAUCUAUAUUGACCGAGUGUGAUUACGCGUGGGUAUUUACAAGUACUCGAAUGUGGCAGGUACUUUAAAUACUCGAAUACCAUUCUGAUGAAUAUUUCCACGGUUUUCUUUGAAUGCUAUGAACAAUAUUUUGUACAACGUUUUCCGAAACAAAUAAUUCUGCGUUUUGUGUUUCACGUAUUCGAAUCUAAGAACCUAAAACAUUGUGACGUGUCAGCAUUUUCGGUAUGAUAGUGGUGGGCACUGUCGUGUUCCUGCCACGCCCGUUUUGUGCGGCCGACAUUCUUGUUCAGGAUUGUUUCUGAGGAUGGUUUGAUUUCCCUGGCGCUAAUGAGUGAGUUUAGGAAGUGAAAUCUUGCAUAACUCUAUGUGGAUUGAAUCAGAUAAAUGCCCGUUGUUGAUGGUGAUAUGAAACUAGCAGAUUUACCGUGAUCUCUGUCUGAUAUCAGCACUUGAACUCUGCGCUGGAUUUGUAUUUGUUUGCCGCAUUUUCAUGUAUGUAGAGCUAAAGGUCCGCGAUAAUGCCUAGAAACUAGAAGGUAUUUUGAGAAUGUUAUUUUGUUUAAGGCUGUGAAUAGCCAAGCCAAAGGUGUUUCAGGUUUGUCCGUGUUUGAGUACCAAACUGAUAACUUUGUUUCUGCAGGAAUAAUAUGAAGAGACUGUUUCGAUCGUGUGUCAGAGGGAAUCAGCCCCCCAGUUAGUCCGGCAUGAGGUGCACACAGUCAAAACGGAUCUAUAGACAAGAUGAAUACAAGGUCCUGUGUUUGAC
Amphibalanus amphitrite is the source of this 5778-nucleotide messenger RNA. RefSeq lists its product as uncharacterized. Gene Ontology annotation, biological process: DNA integration. NCBI's taxonomy places the organism in Eukaryota, Metazoa, Arthropoda, Thecostraca, Balanomorpha, Balanidae. The coding region runs from base 297 to 4763 and encodes 1488 amino acids. Gene Ontology annotation, molecular function: zinc ion binding; nucleic acid binding. The record is from RefSeq and is a predicted model, not a curated record. The transcript is spliced from 2 exons.